Saprolegnia parasitica CBS 223.65 is the source of this 1410-nucleotide messenger RNA. RefSeq lists its product as hypothetical. Gene Ontology annotation, molecular function: ubiquitin protein ligase activity; ubiquitin conjugating enzyme binding; zinc ion binding. The coding region runs from base 1 to 1410 and encodes 469 amino acids. The transcript has a single exon. The record is from RefSeq and is a predicted model, not a curated record. Gene Ontology annotation, cellular component: ubiquitin ligase complex; cytoplasm. Lineage: Eukaryota; Oomycota; Saprolegniomycetes; Saprolegniales; Saprolegniaceae. Gene Ontology annotation, biological process: positive regulation of proteasomal ubiquitin-dependent protein catabolic process; protein polyubiquitination; ubiquitin-dependent protein catabolic process.
AUGUCCGAGUACGCAUACAGCAGCGAGGACGAGUACGACUACAACUCGGACGGCGACGACCUCGCGCAGGUCCCGGCCGCGCCCAGCGCCGAGUACACGGUCGUCAACACGGCCGACCUCCAGCGCGACCAGGACCUCCUCGUGGCCGAGGUCUCGGAGCUCCUCAUGGUCUCGCCGGCGGUCGCGACCGUGCUCCUCCGCUCGAACCAAUGGAGCAAGGAGGUGGUCCAGGACCGCUUCUACGAGCACGAGACGCCCAAGCGCUUCCUCGAGGAGGUCGGCGCCCAGCACCUCGACAAAUACAAGAUUGGCGCGCCGAAAGGCAUCGUGUGCGAAGUCUGCCGCGACGACGUGCCGGGCCAGAACGUCAUUGCGCUCGGCUGCGGCGCCAUGUACUGCAUUGACUGCUGGAAAGGCUACUUGAUGACCAAGCUCGAAGACGGGCCGUCGUGCCUCACGGCCACCUGCCUCGCGUACAAGUGCAACGAACUCGUGCCGGACGCGCUCUUCCAGAAGCUCCUCGACGCGCCCCGGAAGAAAGAGCACGCCAAGUGGGCGCUCCGGUCCUUUGUCGAUAAGAGCCAGAACAUCAAGUGGUGCCCCGCGCCGGGCUGCCCGAACGCGAUCAGCGGGUCGGGCGGCGACCUCUUUGUCGACUGCGUCUGUGGCUGCAAGUUUUGUCUCCGCUGCGGCGAAGAAGCCCAUCCCGUCGUGACGUGCGACCAGCUCCGGAUCUGGAAGGAGAAGUGUGCGAACGAGUCGGAGACGGCCAACUGGAUGCUCGUCAACACGAAGAAGUGUCCAAACACCAAGUGCUCGGUGCGCAUCGAGAAGAACCAGGGCUGCAACCACAUGUCGUGCAAGACGUGCCGCCACGAGUUUUGCUGGAUCUGCAUGGAGUCGUGGCAGUCGCACUUUUCGGGCGGCACGGCCAACUACAACUGCAACCGCUUCAACGCGACAGCGUCGCAGGACUCGGACUUGUCGCGCGCCAAGACGGAGCUCGAGCGCUACCUCUUUUACAGCACGCGGUACUUUAACCACGCGAAGGCCGAGACGAUUUGCAUCAAGGGCCGCGCGGACGCGGAGGCCAAGGUCGACGACCUCCAAGUAAUGACGGUCGUCGACUUUCAGGCCGUGCUCAAGGCCAUGGACCUUCUCAUCAAGUGCCGGCGCAUUCUCAAGUACACGUACGUGUACGGCUACUACCUCGACGGCAAGGCGACGACCGAGAAGCAGCUCUUUGAGUACCUCCAAGGCGAGGUCGAGUCCAACACGGAGGUGCUCACGGGCCUCACGGAGAAGCCGCUCGAAUCGAUGGUCAUUGCCGAUAUUAUGAACUACACCAGUGUCACGGACAAGUUCAUGACGCGCUUUGUCGAAGGCGUCGAAGAAGGUCUCUGUGGGUGA